AGCAGCCGACGUCAUAUUUGGGAAACACCUGUGUUUGCACAUGCGCGACAGGAAACAGGGAUAUCAACAUGGCUUCAAUACGACCAGAUAUGGAAGGCACUUUCCAGAUAAAGUUACCAGAGGGAAACAUGGGUGUUCCUGAUAUGAUGUUGCAUGGGUUUCAGAAUGCACAGAGAGGAAACAGUGCUGUCCAUCCAUUGGAAUACUCAGAAAAACAUUGGCAAGAGAACAAGAUGGCCAUGGAUUUUGGUAUGCUGAGAAAUACACAAGGUAUCCAUGCCCCACUCAAACUACAGAUGGAGCACAAUAUUGUUAGAAAGAUGAAGAGGUUACCAGGACUACCUAGCUCUAACAUCCUAGAAGAUAGUUUGACUGGCAGAGAUGAACUUAUAGAGUUUGAUGAUAUAUUUAACUAUGGGGAUGAGAGAAUGAACAUGCAGAUGCCUCAUUUACAGAUAGAAAAGGAUCUGAAGUUACUGUGAUCUUCAUCAAACUUUUACAUACAUUUCAUGACCUAAUUUCCAUAAGUUAUGAAAAGGAGUAAACUCUUAAAAUUAUGACUGAUAUUAAGUGGAUUAGCUCCCUUUGUUAUGAAACUGUGAAUGAUUGGAGGUUGCCUGUGUUUAGUAUGUGUUCUCUCAUUUGUCUGGAGCAUAUUAAAUGUAAUAAAACUUU
Molecule: messenger RNA, 675 nt
Organism: Ruditapes philippinarum (Manila clam)
Lineage: Eukaryota; Metazoa; Mollusca; Bivalvia; Venerida; Veneridae
Product: proteasome maturation protein-like
Exons: 6
Coding region: 69-482 (137 amino acids)
Biological process (GO): proteasome assembly
Cellular component (GO): nucleus; cytoplasm
Source: RefSeq, a predicted model, not a curated record